This is a messenger RNA of Cryphonectria parasitica EP155, 996 nucleotides long. RefSeq names its product inosine monophosphate dehydrogenase. Bases 1 to 996 code for a protein of 331 amino acids. The transcript has 6 exons. Lineage: Eukaryota; Fungi; Ascomycota; Sordariomycetes; Diaporthales; Cryphonectriaceae. Gene Ontology annotation, molecular function: nitronate monooxygenase activity. The record is from RefSeq and is a predicted model, not a curated record.
AUGGCGUGGAACACCGAGCUCACACGGCGGUUGGGUAUCAAAGUCCCUGUGGUGCAGGGUGGCAUGAUGUACGUCGGCUACGCCGAGCUCGCCUCCGCCGUCUCCAACGCAGGCGGCCUGGGCAUCAUCACAGCCCUCAUCUUCCCGACCCCGGCCGACCUGCGCAAGGAGAUUCAGAAGUGCCGGACCCUCACCAAGAACCCCUUCGCGGUCAACAUCACCCUGCUGCCCUCGCUCAACCCGCCUGACUAUGGCGCCUACGCGCAGGCCAUCAUUGACGAGGGCAUCCGCAUCGUCGAGACCGCAGGGAACAGCCCCGGCCCCGUCAUCUCCAAGCUCAAGAAGGCCGGCUGUAUUGUCCUGCACAAGUGCACCACCAUCCGUCAUGCCCAGAGCGCGGUCAAGCUUGGUGUGGACUUUUUGAGCAUCGAUGGGUUUGAGUGUGCCGGCCACGUCGGUGAAUCAGACAUUACAAACUUCAUCCUGCUCUCCCGCGCAAGACAGUCCCUCAAGGUACCCUUUAUCGCAUCAGGCGGAUUCGCCGACGGCCAAGGACUGGCUGCUGCACUGUGCCUUGGCGCCUGCGGCAUCAACAUGGGCACGCGCUUCAUGUGCACAGUCGAGGCCCCCAUCCACAAAAACAUCAAAGAGCAGAUCGUCAAGGCCCAGGAGACCGACACUGCCCUCGUCCUCAGGCGGUGGAAGAACACCACCCGCCUGUACAGGAACAAGGUGACGGACCAGGCGCUCAAGGUCGAGCAGGAGAGCAAGACGGGCGAGUUUGCCGAAAUUGCGCCGUUUGUCAGCGGGCAGAGGGGGCGGCAGGUUUUCAUUAAUGGUGACCCAGAGUACGGCGUUUGGACAGCAGGGCAGGUUAUUGGCCUUAUCCACGACAUUCCGACCUGUAAGGAUCUUGUGGAGAGGAUCAGCACGGAGGCUGAGGAGGCGCUCAAGGAAAGACUCACGCUUGUCUCACCAACCUCGAGUAAGUUAUAG